Molecule: messenger RNA, 1126 nt
Organism: Panicum virgatum (switchgrass)
Lineage: Eukaryota; Viridiplantae; Streptophyta; Magnoliopsida; Poales; Poaceae
Product: polyubiquitin-like
Exons: 6
Coding region: 57-704 (215 amino acids)
Biological process (GO): translation; protein ubiquitination; modification-dependent protein catabolic process
Cellular component (GO): ribosome; cytoplasm; nucleus
Molecular function (GO): structural constituent of ribosome; ubiquitin protein ligase binding; protein tag activity
Source: RefSeq, a predicted model, not a curated record
CUCAAGCAUCCAUAUCCAAAACCCCGGCCCCCGGCUCUGAAGCAACAGCCGGCGAGAUGCAGAUCUUCGUGAAGACGCUGACAGGGAAGACGAUCACACUGGAGGUCGAGAGCAGGGACACGUUGGACAACGUCAAGAGUAAGAUCCAGGACAAAGAAGGUAUCUCGCCGGAGCAGCAGCGCCUCAUCUUUGCCGGGAAGCAGCUGGAGGACGGCCGCACCCUGGCCGACUACAACAUCCAGAAGGAGUCCACGCUCCACCUGGUUCUGCUCCUGCGUGGCGGCCGCGCCGGCGAGAUGCAGAUCUUCGUGAAGACGCUGACAGGGAAGACGAUCACACUGGAGGUCGAGAGCAGGGACACGUUGGACAACGUCAAGAGUAAGAUCCAGGACAAAGAAGGUAUCUCGCCGGAGCAGCAGCGCCUCAUCUUUGCCGGGAAGCAGCUGGAGGACGGCCGCACCCUGGCCGACUACAACAUCCAGAAGGAGUCCACGCUCCACCUGGUUCUGCUCCUGCGUGGCGGCCGCGGUGGGAACGGCUGCUACCCCCGUAGCGUUGAUCUCAAUCUUCGGAACCUGGCGCUGCAGCACAACGAGAAGAAGAUGAUCUGCCGCAAGGCUACAAACUGCCGGAAGAAGAAGUGUGGCCACAGCAAUCAGGUGAGGGAAAAAAGGCGUACGCUUAGUGUAAUCCAAAAUAUAUAAACUGGAUGAGUUUCUUCAUGGUCUUUUGAAUCUUGAGUCUAUUCACUAACAUACUGUGUGCAGUUUGCCACUUUUGUACACCAUUUACUUUUGCCAUUUGUAGACUGGCCUUUUCUUCCGCUUGUGCUUUGGUUAUGAAUUACUUUAGGUAAAACAAUCAACUGACAUAAAUUAAGAAUUGAGUUAAGCCAAGAUGCCAGUUAUCUUAAGCAACUAGAAUGCCUCUUUCCAACUGGUGCUGUAGUUUCAGUGGUGCACAAAAACAUGGAUUUGUCCAGAUAAUGAGAUAGAAGUAUAUGCUGUAGCAAUCACUCCUAUAAGUACAAGUUUUUUCACGGCCUGUCUGAAUUAUUGGGCUUUUAUACUUGUAUACUUGUAUAGAUCUCAUUUUUCUAAUAUAUAGUUACUCUGUGUUCCUCUCU